Messenger RNA from Plodia interpunctella (Indianmeal moth), 7051 nucleotides. RefSeq lists its product as uncharacterized. The record is from RefSeq and is a predicted model, not a curated record. NCBI's taxonomy places the organism in Eukaryota, Metazoa, Arthropoda, Insecta, Lepidoptera, Pyralidae. Gene Ontology annotation, molecular function: protein binding. The transcript is spliced from 4 exons. The coding region runs from base 135 to 833 and encodes 232 amino acids.
ACGCAAUCAAUGCAAUCACAAAACUUGAACAGCUAAUCUUUUUUGACAGAAGUGCACAGGAGAUAAAAUAUGUUAUUUGUUAGAUAUUUUUUUGUAAAUAUUUGUUAAAACAGCAAUUGUAUGAUGUGAUCACAAUGGGUGGAUGCAUAGGAAUAACUAGAAGCAGGAGCGGACCGAUCGAGGAGUCUUCGGGGACCGUAUCGCGGCCCAAUUCCGGUGGCCUGAGGAAAAACCAGUUAUUGUGUCAUGAGACAAUCAGGUGGAAAAGUGACGUUCCAUUGACAGAGGGUCAAUUGCGGAGUAAACGAGAUGAGUUUUGGGACACUGCGCCAGCGUUUGAAGGUCGCAAGGAGAUCUGGGACGCGCUGCGGGCGGCGGCCGUGGCGGCUGAAGCCAUGGACUUCCAGCUCGCGCAGGCGAUCCUGGACGGAGCUAGUGUCUCCGUGCCUAAUGGGUACUUGACAGAGUGCUAUGAUGAGUGGGGAACUAGAUACCAGGUGCCAAUAUACUGCCUGUCCCCGCCCAUCAACAUGGUGAAGGAGGCGCACGGUCGCGACUCGCCGGCGGAGUGGUCGGAGCCGGUGGAGGCCGGCGCGGAGCUGGCGCUGCGCCUGCGCCUCUCCAGCACUUGCAAGGACGUCGAGCUCGCCGUCUGCUCCAGGCACACCAUCGCGCACUGCAAGAAUAAGCUGCAUGCACAAGAGAACAUAGAGCCAUGGCGACAGCGCUGGUUCUACGGCGGGAAGCUGCUGGGCGACCGGCUGCUGGUGGAGGAGGCGCGCAUCACGCCCGGGUACGUAGUGCAGGUCAUCGUCAGCGCCGAGCCCAGCUAGUCGCGCCCUCCGGCUGUGUCUGUCUUCUAAUGUCCGUCACACUCAAACACGCCUGUAUAGUUAAUUUAUAUAUUUACAAAAUUCAUGUACCGACCGCAUGACGGUAACUUUGCAUAGAUCUUUUUGCAGUAAUAGGGCGAAUUCGCAAUUAAUUUUGGUGGGUUGAUGUAAUGCUGUAAAAUAAAACAUGGGAAAAUUGGGAACAUUACUACUUACAUAGAUGCUGCUUGUUUUUAAAUAAAUCUAUGAUCAGAUCCGAGAGAUUUUAGUUGACAAAGUUGUGAAUGAAGGAACGAUAUUGAGUUAAUUUUCAAUUCUCAUCCACUUUGCCGGUUACUCCUUUAGAAACAAAAUAUAGUUUAAAAUAAAGAUAAAAUGUAUAAUUUGGUGAAUAUAACUAAAGUUAAGAUUUAAGUCAUUUGUGUCAAGAUUGGUCUUUAUUCAUAACUUUAUUGUAUUAAGUAAAUCUGUCAACUAAAACUAUGUACCCUAUACUGCAAUUUAGAACAAUAGUCCCUAUUACUUCUGUUAUUAUUGUAAAAAUAAAUAAAUGACACUGUAUCUAAUAAAAUAAAGGCCAUUCCCUCGAUUUAUUAUGAAAAAAAAAACUGUGGGCGAUGAUUUUGACAAUGACAUUUUAAGGAAAGACAUUUCAAGGGAGAUUUCGUGAUUGCACGAGCUUCACAUAGAAUUUCACAACUUUCUACCUUCAAAGGUAGUAUUAUUAAAAUGUUCGGAAUUUGUAAAAUUUGAAUGACAUCAUAGGAUUUAUAAACCAUUUUUUUUUAUAAUAUUUGGUGGCAUUGCGACACUACAAAAUUUGGUACAGUAUUUUGUGACAAAAAUAUAUGUCACAAUACUCCAAUUCUGCGACACUACAAAAUUGGGUACAGUAUUUUGUGACAAAAAUAUAUGUCACAAUACUCCAAUUCGGUCCAAUGUUAUGGCGAUAGUUUAUAAAUCUUACUGAAGUUAAAGACAAACUUACAAACAUGUGUAGACCUUAUGUGAAGUUUAUCUAAAGUGAUGCGCCCUGAAUAGCAUUUACUACGAUGUAGACGUGAUUCGACGCCAUGCAGGUCCGACUGUUAACAUAUUGUUUGCCAUAUUUAGGUAAUCCAGGCUAUACAUUGUACAAAAACCUUAUAUACCUGUGUGACAUGUGAACGAUUUAAACGUGCACAAUGCACAUUUUUGACAGCUGUCACAAGCAUAUAACUAUGUAGUAUACAUACAUAUUUUGUGUCAAUAACCUUGUGAGCCCGUCUAAAAUCGAAGUAGUGCAAAAAUUCUGUUUGUACAAAUAAGGUCGCUUGAUUAGUAUAGUUUUUGCUACUAUUUAGCUAAAAUCUUAAUCAAUGCGACGUUUGCGCAAGACGUUAUAAGAUAUUGGGUCAGAUAUACCUACUUGUACUUCAUGCAUGUACGGCUCAUGGGUUGACGAACACUCACUGUGUUGGCGGCGAACGGCGAACGCAAUAUGCAGCGUUUGGCGGCGCGUUGCGGGUGCGCGCCUUUGUGCUGUGUAUGCGAUAUCGUCAACGUUAACCGAAGGAAGAGAUACCUAUUAGGAACAUUCAAAAAAGAGAAGAACUUUAUGUUUACUCUGUUUAGCGCGAUUUUAGUGUGUCUCGAAAGGGUGAGUUGUUACAUUGAAACCGAAUUUGCACUUUAUGUCUUGAGUAAUAAAGUAAAUUCUUGAUUUGCAAUCGCUUCCCUCGGUCUUCGUUGGCUUGUAAUGUACCUGGCGGUAAAUAAUGCAUUUCAGGUUUAAGGAGUAGAUCGAUUUGAUGUAAAUCCUUCUCUCUCGCACUUCGAAAAAGUGUGAAACCGAAAAAAGUCAAAGUAGUUUCUAUUUUGAUAUUUGUCAACAUUAGCAAGAAUAUCAUCGCUUAAUACGCGGUAAAAAUCAAGCCAAAUGUUUAAUGUUGCAUAGGAAUUGAGUGAAAGAGACGUCACUAUACCGGUUUGUCUCUCUACAAUCCUUUGAAAGCCUGCUUUUCAUUACUUAGCACUCGGUAACUGUACAUAGUUAGAUAGAUAUAUAAUAUUUUGUCGGAUAUUUUUGUGUUGGACGCUCUUUCGUCUGAGUGAAUGAGUUGGUUGUCUAUUCUCUAUGUGUAACAAAUUUAUGUUUGUUCUUGAUUUCAGUUGAAAGGCUAAUAUAUUUAAUUUAUAGUAAAAAGUUAUGUUUACAUGUAAUUAUACUUUUUUCCUUAUAUUUUUUGGGUAUAACGUAAAAUAGCGUUUUUGAUUUAUUUAUUUACAUACGUUAUAUCACAAGGACGAAUACUCGUGCUUUCUCAUCGCUACGUAUUCCAUAUCAGAAUAAAACAUAUAUAGAUAUAUUCUAAAUAUAUGUAGGUACCAUAUUGAUCAACUGAAAGUUAAUAUAGGUAUUUCGUAUCACUGCAGUAAUAAUACAUUUAUAUUAGGUAAAUGUAAUUAAAUUUUAAAAUUAUAACAGAUUGUUAAGAUUUUGUGAGCACAUAUUAUGUAUAAAUUUUAUUUAUUAUUGGGAUAAAUUUAUUGUAAUUUUCUUGUAUGAAUGGAAUUUUAGUAAGUAAUUAUUGGAGAUUUUAAAAUAGUAAAUACUUCAGUUUUGAAACAACGGACUGACAGAAUUACAACUUUUUAAAUUUACAAUAAUUACUUACGUGUUUCGAUUUGUCUACUACUAUUGUGGCCUCUGAUUUUAUAUUAAGUUUCGUCACAAACAUAUAUCUACUUAGUAGGGUGUAAUAAAGUAAUUUUUUGUAUAACACGUAUUUAUCGAGGAAGCCCCAAUGUAGUGUAAAGUUAUUUGGGACGGAAUAUAGGGUAAGUGCGUAUGAGAUUUUGUAAGGAGGUGAAUGGUGCAACAACAUCCAUUUUAACCUCGAAUAUUAUUUUUAUUGGGUAUAUUAUUUUUUACUUAUAAGACUGUUGAACAGACUGUCAAUAAGUCGUCGAGUUAGAUAAGAACAUUACUCCAAGACUAGCUCAAUGAGUCCAUAAAAUCACAUGAGAAAAGUGAAAACAUCUGAAAGAGCACAUAGUUUUGCGGGUAUUCGAUGAGACUGAACCGAAACGAAAACGCUCGUUAGGGUAUACUCUGCUCGAGUCGAUAAAGAAAGCGACAGAGUGCAAUGUUUUCGCGUCUGUCGUGUGGUCUCAAGCACAAGUUUUUAUAUUUAUCUAUAUGUAGAUGGUUGUUGUAUCAUUUACCUCCAACGGUGUGCGAACGCUGUAUUGUUUUAGUUAGAUUUAAUCUAUUUCACUAUUUAUUUAUUGGCGGCGCGCUGCCAUUUUCUGCAGUAGGUUAUAUUUAUUUAUCAGUAUAUGUGGUAUGCUAAAUGGAUUUGAAGCCGGGCUAGCUGGGAAUGACAUGAUCAUGUCUGGUCCAGUUAUUUGCAAUGGCGCGCUAAGUCAAAUUUGAUGUUUCUGCCAGUUAAUUCAGUCGUGAAACUACUACAAAUCAAAUCAAAUAUUCGUUAUAUUUGAUUUGAUUUGUAGUAGUUUCACGAGAUAUGGUUUUUUGUUGGACUUUAUCAAUAUUUUUAUCAAAGGAAACUAAAGACGACGUGCUAGCGUAGCCAAAUGAGAUAGAACAUACAUAUAACUUCCCGGCCCAUCUCAUGGCGUUGUAAAAUCGAUCACACGAGGGGUAAGUGCUAUGAAUAGCACACCGAAACUUCUCGUGCAUUUCUAAUACGCAAUUUUCUUUUUUAUAUAAGCGAGACGAGAAAUAUGACGAUGUCUAUAGCUUUCCUUGUUUACGAUUUUUAAGGGAUUGUCAAAGCAUUAAACAUCAAAUUUGGCAUGUAUCACAUGAAUAUAUAUAAUAUAUAAAAGAAUGCGUCACGCGCCGCUCCGCUCUGCGUACAUAAAGCGACUGCCAUGUAUUGUGAUUAGUUACUUUAUACUUACGUAUAACAUAUUAUUUUAAUGAUCGCUAGACGUUAAUUUGCAUGCUGUAAUAUAAUGUCGGGUGCUGCCGGUUUCAGCGGAUCAAGCUGCUUUUUGCAAAAUGAGACAAACUGAGACCAGAAUAAAGAUGUUUAAAAAUAUGUAUAUAUUUUAGACUGAAAUAGAACAUAACAUUUUCCUUUUAUAACGCCAUAUAGUAUAACCAGAGCUGUUAUUGACUUAUUGUACAUAUCCAAUACACUUCAGAUAUAUAGCGCAAGUAAAGUUUUUUUUUACGAUUACCAUGUCCUUCUACGUGAAAACAAAUAAGUAUAAGAUGUUUUUGUGAUGCAAUAUAAAUUGCUCUGUAAAUAUUGUACCAUUAACUUUAAAACUAUAAUUUCAAAGUAUAGUAAAUCCCCUUCCACACGACCCAAUUUUACGCCCAAUUUGAUUAGAUUGACAGUAAAAUUGGGUCGUGUGGACGGAAGUAUGAAAUUCAAAGUCAUUGGGUGGUCGGUAUCGCCCGAUUUGGGAUUGCUCAGUCAAAUAUUGAAAUUGGCGAUAUAGUUGUAUACGUCCGCUCAGAUUGUACCCAAUUCAAUCAGCAAUCAAAUUGGGCAAUCAGAUUGUGUCGUGUGGAAGGGGUUUAACGUGAAAAAUGUAAAAUGUGUUCGGUUCGCUGAGGCCGGCCCGUUUUGUGGUUGAGCUACUAUUGUAUGUGACGAUAUUUCUCGAGUGCGCACGCGCGUGCUUUACGUGUAAGGGCCCGUUUCACCGCCUGCUAAUAAAGUAUAGAAGUGUUGGAUGCAUCUGCAUGACAGAUUUCAAUAUGAUAUUUUAUCAGUAAGUGGCCCUCAAUGUUGUUUAUCGAAGCUAGAUUAUUCCGCUUGAUUCUUCCAUAAACAGGUUUUUUCAAGUUUAGUUUUGAGGUCCCACUGCUGGGCAAAAUUAUCUCUUUAAUGCAUUCAAUUUUUAAAUAGUUAAACCUCGAUCCAACUUUAUGUGGACAGUACAGCAUGUUAAACUUAUAGCGAUUCCGAUCACGAUAAAAACCAGAUUAUCAGAAAUUUUAUGCCGCCUCUGUCCAAUGUUGUCUAUGUUUUUUCUUGAUGAUUUUAACAAUUUAAUUCUCUUAACAGUUAAACCCUACACAAAAUUGAGCGGAAGAGUGUAUCUACGAAAGUUCACUUCUAGCUUUGUACUAAAAUUAGUUAACGCACAGUGUUGAAGCAGGUUUUGGCUAUCGUUGAGCUGUUUGGGCAAUAUAAAUUAUUUCUAAGCUAUUUUGGUUUCGCUAGCCAUUCCACGAUUGGUUAUUAAACUAUUGAUAUAUAUUAAGCUCUGGUUAGGCUUGGAAUAGUUACUCUUUGUUUUGUCUCUUUCCAGUAUUUAACGAAGGAACGAUACGGAACAAUAACUAUUUGAGACUAGUGGUAUAAUAAUUAGGCAAAUUCAGACUUUAUACGACUUUCGGAGGAAAUAAAUUUAAAAUUUACGAGCGGCGUAUGUGAAGAAAUGGGUUAAAAUUGAAUUCGUUCGCAUAAAGUCUGUUUUGAUGAAGUAUUGUGUCCUUUAUUUAGUUCCAACGUUUUUCAUUUUACGCUCCAGCGUAUGCCGUCAAGCUAAACUGAGCUUUACUGUUUUUGACGAGAGUUCAUUAUAACUUUACGUCGUAAGCUAGCGCGUAGAUAUUAUAACGUUAGGAACUAAUAAGGUCCCGGAAGAAAUAUCUCGAAAUUAAUUUUACCUUAAAAACUAAAGGAUUGUGUAAAUUCUCCGCUAAGUUAACGUAGAUUUUAAGAGAGUUUUAUAUAAAAAAGUAAUUUACGUUCGUUUUCGUAGACUGUCCGUUCCGAGUGACCGCACGUCCUGCAGUGAUGUGAUGUAAAUUGUGAGUUUGUCUGUUACACCUGCCUGACACUUUCUGAAACCCUUUUCACACUAACAGAGAGCUUGGACCUAUUUAUCAUGGUAACUGAUGAUCACAGAGUGAAGGAGACCGUGUUUAAUUUCAAAUUAAAUUUUGUGAGAUAUUACCAGUUGAAUGUCCCUGAUGCAUCAAGUAUAAAAAAAAUAUAUUUUUAAACAGACUGGGCUGGCUAUUAUAGUUCCAUUCGACUACGUUUUCAUGUAUUUACCUUACAAAUAAAACUUGUGUUUUAAAAAUUAAAACUUCAUGGAACUUCUUCAUUCUGGAAUACAACCUAAGUGUGAAAAGGAGUUAGCACUGUUUUACUUUAUCUUGUAAAAGUGUAAUUUUUAAAUCGUUUUAUUCUGUACUGUCAUUUGUUAAGUAUUGUUUCAAGUAAAUAUUGAUUUAACCGCAA